Messenger RNA from Klebsormidium nitens, 2498 nucleotides. The record is from the annotation of a GenBank genome assembly. Lineage: Eukaryota; Viridiplantae; Streptophyta; Klebsormidiophyceae; Klebsormidiales; Klebsormidiaceae.
AUGGCUUCAAGGGACGACUUUGCAAACGCGAGUGAAGUGGUCAAAGGGAGCGUCUACUUUGCCGUGCUUCGAAGAGCAGAAUUUGCGAGGUGCUCUACAAUCGCAUCUUCAAAUGUCCUUCUAAACCUCGAGUCGGACCUUCCGCAUCUGGUGUAUGAACCAUUUUGUGACGAUUUCGGGCCUCUCAAUCUUGGUCAGACCUACCGCUUUUGCUGGAAGCUCGAGACUCUUAGACUAGAGGCUUCGAGGCUUGGAAAGAAGGUAUACUUCUGGACAACACAGGAAGCGCAGAGGAAAUCGAACGCCGCUGUCCUGCUCGGAGCGUAUUCCGUCCUCAUCUUGAGCAAGUCUCCUGAAGAAGCCUACAGCUCCCUUCUCCCAUUCCAACCAUUCCUGCCUUUUCGGGAUCCUACGACAGGGCCUUCGACGUACCAUCUGACGGUCUACGACUGCCUCUGUGCGUUGCAAAAGGCAACAACCCUCGGAUGGAUCGAAUUCAGAAACUUCGACAUCAGUCACUAUGAGCACUUUGAACAGGUGGAGAACGGAGAUCUGAACUGGAUCAUCCCAGGAAAGCUCCUCGCUUUCAGCGGACCCCAGGCCAAAAGGACUGAGAUCUACGGGUAUCGUACCUUGGUGCCGGAGGACUACCUGGACUACUUUUACAAGACUGGAGUCACGGGGGUCGUUCGCCUCAAUAACAAGGUCUACGACCGGAGGCGCUUUACCGACCAUGGCAUCGCUCACUACGAGUUGUUCUUUCCGGAUGGCAGCUGCCCUUCGGACGAUAUCGUCCGCCGUUUUCUCAAGGUCGUCGAGACCCACCCAGGCGCCUUAGCAGUCCACUGCAAAGCGGGCCUUGGUAGAACGGGCGUUCUGAUCGGCUGCUACAUGAUGAAGCACUACCGGAUGACGUGCAACGAGGUACUGGGGUACCUUCGAAUCGUCAGACCAGGAAUGGUCAUUGGACCGCAGCAGCAUUUCCUGCGAGACAUCCAGGCUGCGAUGUGGAAACUGGGUGACGCGAUCGCCCCGGAUCUUCGCCCCGUAACUAGAGGCGGGCUGGACGGCCCGGCUCAGGCGUGGUCAAAUCCGCAGGCCGGGCCGCCAGCGACAGCUGCCGCGGCGGUCACGAGGCGCAUUUCGGGGACACGUGUCCAAGCGCCGAUGGGGAGCCCUUACGCGUUUGGGCUGCCACGUCGACGGUCGAGCAUAGGCACACGGGGAGAAGGAGAGGGAGACGCGGCUGCUCUGCGGAGCUCCUCCCCUUUUACCAGCGGUACCCUUCGCCAGGGGCGGCCGGCCAUGCGGUCGGCACAUGCCGCUUCCUACAGUCGGCGGUGGAUGGGUGGCGUCAGCAUGCAGACGUCACAGGCGACAGGGACGACCACUCAGACUCUACUGGAGCUCCUCGACAAGCAGCAGGUGCGCCCUUCCACCGUCGCCCGCCGCUCCUCCUCCUCCGCCAAGCGCGCGAGCACUUUCUCGAGCGGGCAGCCGAGCGCGUACAAAGAAACCGCGGCGCCUUUCGCGGGCGGUCUCAUCGAGGGGGGCGGGAGCGUCGCGGUCGCCACGCGGCAAAGGCGUUUGUCCGCGUUGGCGAGCCUGGGUGCGCGCGCAACCGGGUCGAGCCAAGCUCCCUCGACAAUUAGCACGGGGCAGAGUUUCAAGAUCCCGAGGACAGCGUCCGCGAUCGCCGCGUCAGGCGCCGCGGCCGCGCACCAGAGCGGGGCCGCGUCUAGAACGUACGGGUUUGCGUACGGUAGCCAGGUAGAAGCAGAGUCGAGGCAAUCUAGGAGCGGCGAGCUUGGGAGCCAGCCGGUUGGAGUUGUGAUCAGGCGGACCAUUAACGCCGCAGGGCAGCCCCGGAAGGUGGCUGUACCGGUCGGUCUCGUAGAACAGGACAGGUUGAUGCGUAGGACCGUGAGUCAGGGCGGGCUCAGAGAUUGAAGGAUUCGGCCAGCUGGCCGCUGUGGUCGCUGAUCAGGUAAUUCCGUGGAGGGAAAGUUCCUAUGGCGUCCGCAAUUGCAUCAUCAGAAGCCGGGCGAUGUACAAAACAGAGCAUGUACCUUGCCUAACAGUCAAAUAGGUUUAGCAUCAAAAGUCGUAGUACAGCCGUAGGGAUUAUGGAGUUACUUCGGUACUAGCUGCCGCUAUGCGAUCAGGUCGUUAGGACAAUGAGCUUAGAAUCAAAGUAGGUAGUGUCCGACAGGAUCCAUUGUCAAACCGGGAACUGCGGUGAUUGGCCGGUGCGGUUGAGCAGUUACUGUAAGCACACAGCUGACAAGAUUUCUGAGCAAUUAGGUGAGGGCGGCCCCCCGGCGGCGCCAGAUAUGCCUACAGCUUAGGGGCACAUAAGCGGACAGAUAAUGAACUCUCAGCCUGACGGUGUCCUUUUGCUCUCCUCAGAUUGGUUCAGACGAGCCAUGCAUUAGUUAAUGAAUUCUCUAGGUGAUCUGCUGAACUAUCGUCACUCGCAAACUCGACUAUAAUACGAC